UUUAGUUUCAUUUUUAUUGGGAGGAGUAACUUUCAAGUUGCAACACAGUCAAAACUGCCGGUGUCUUAGGAGUGAGGUACCUGGAGUUCAGGGACUGACUCCCCCAGUGACGAUGACGGUUGACGAGUUGGUUUUCUUUGUGAAUGGCAGAAAGGUGGUGGAGAAAAAUGCAGACCCAGAAACAACACUUUUGGCCUACUUGAGAAGAAAGUUGGGACUGAGCGGCACCAAGCUUGGCUGCGGAGAAGGAGGCUGUGGAGCUUGCACGGUGAUGAUUUCCAAGUUUGAUCAUUUCCAGAACAAGGUUGUCCACUACUCUGUCAAUGCCUGCCUGGCCCCCAUCUGCUCCUUGCAUCACAUGGCGGUGACCACUGUGGAAGGAAUAGGAAGCACGAAGACAAGGCUGCAUCCCGUACAGGAAAGAAUUGCCAAAAGCCAUGGCUCCCAGUGUGGGUUCUGCACCCCUGGCAUCGUCAUGAGCAUGUACACUCUGCUCAGGAACCAGCCCACGCCCACCAUCGAGGAGAUCGAGGAUGCCUUCCAAGGAAACCUGUGCCGCUGUACAGGCUACAGACCCAUUCUCCAGGGCUUCCGGACCUUUUCCCAGAAUGGUGGAUGCUGUGGAGGAAACAGGGACAACCCAAAUUGCUGCAUGAACCAGAAGAAAGAUGAAACACUCACCCUCUCACAGUCUUUAUUCAAACCAGAGGACUUCACACCCCUGGAUCCCUCGCAGGAGCCCAUCUUUCCCCCGGAGUUGCUGAGACUGAAAGACGCUCCUCGGAAGCAGCUGCGUUUCCAAGGGGAGCGUGUGACGUGGAUCCAGGCCUCAACCCUGCAGGAGCUGCUGGACCUCAAGGCUCAGUAUCCUGAUGCCAAGCUGGUGGUGGGGAACACGGAGAUUGGCAUUGAGAUGAAGUUUAAGAACAUGCUGUAUCCUAUGAUUGUCUGCCCAACCUGGAUCUGCGAGCUGACUUCAGUGGAACAUGGGCCCGAUGGCAUCACCUUUGGAGCGGCUUGUUCCCUGAGCUGCAUGGAGAAGGUCCUGCAUGAUGCGAUUGCUGAGCUUCCUGAUCAUAAAACAGAGGUUUUCAAAGGGGUCCUGGAGCAGCUGCGCUGGUUUGCUGGGAAGCAGAUCAAGUCUGUGGCGUCCAUUGGAGGGAACAUCAUCAACGCCAGCCCUAUCUCUGACCUCAACCCUGUGUUUAUGGCCAGUGGAGCCAAGCUGACCCUUGUGUCAAAAGGUACCAGGAGAACUGUUCGAAUGGACCAUACCUUCUUCCCUGGCUACAGGAGGACGCUGUUGAGUCCAGAGGAGAUACUGUUUUCCAUUGAGAUCCCCUACAGCAAGGAGGGUGAGUUCUUCUCAGCAUUCAAGCAGGCCUCCAGGAGAGAAGAUGACAUAGCCAAGGUGACCUGUGGCAUGAGAGUGCUAUUCAAGCCAGGGACCACAGAAGUAAAGGAGCUGUCCCUUUGCUAUGGAGGAAUGGCAAACAGAACCAUCUCAGCUCUCAAGACCACUCAGAAGCAGCUGUCCAAGUCCUGGAAUGAGGAGCUCCUGCAGGACGUGUGCAGAGAGCUGGCAGAGGAGCUGCGCCUGGAGCCCGAUGCCCCUGGGGGCAUGGUGGACUUCCGGCGGACCCUCACCCUCAGCUUCUUCUUCAAGUUCUACUUAACCGUGCUGCAGAAGCUGGGCAAAGUCAACCCUGAAGAUAAGUGUGGCACAUUGGACCCCACUUUUGCCAGUGCCACUCUGCUCUUUCAGAAAGAUCCUCCAGCCAAUGUCCAGCUCUUCCAAGAGGUGCCUCCUGGUCAGUCUGAGGAGGACAUGGUAGGGCGACCCCUGCCCCACCUAGCUGCGCACAUGCAGGCUUCUGGGGAGGCUGUGUACUGUGAUGACAUUCCUCGCUACGAGAAUGAGCUGUCUCUCCGGCUGGUCACCAGCACCCGGGCCCAUGCCAAGAUCUUGUCCAUAGAUACUUCAGAAGCUCAGAAAGUGCCGGGAUUUGUUUGCUUCCUCUCAGCUGAGGAUAUUCCUGGAAGCAAUGUAACUGGACUUUUUGAUGAUGAAACGGUCUUUGCAAAGGAUGAGGUUACUUGUAUUGGGCACAUCAUCGGUGCUGUGGUCACUGACACCAGAGAACACGCACAGAGAGCUGCUCAAGGGGUGAAAAUCACUUAUGAGGACCUUCCAGCCAUUAUCACAAUUGAGGAUGCUAUAAAGAACAACUCAUUUUAUAAAUAUGAGCUGCAGAUCGAGAAAGGAGAUCUCAAGAAGGGGUUUGCUGAAGCAGAUAAUGUUGUUUCAGGAGAGCUCUACCUUGGAGGCCAGGACCACUUCUACCUGGAGACUCACUGCACCAUCGCUGUGCCCAAAGGAGAGUCAGGGGAGAUGGAGCUCUUCGUAUCUACCCAGAACACCAUGAAGACCCAAAACUUUGUUGCAAAAAUGUUGGGGGUUCCAGCCAACCGGAUUGUAGUCCGAGUGAAGAGAAUGGGAGGAGGCUUUGGGGGAAAGGAGACCCGGAGUACGGUGCUGUCCACCGCAGUGGCCUUGGCUGCACACAAGACCGGCCGUCCUGUGCGCUGCAUGCUGGACCGUGAUGAAGACAUGCUAAUCACGGGUGGCAGACACCCCUUCCUGGCCAGAUACAAGGUUGGUUUCAUGAAGGAUGGGAAGAUUGUGGCUCUGGAAGUGGAUCACUUCAGCAAUUGUGGGAACACCCGGGAUCUCUCCGAGAGUAUAAUGGACCGAGCUCUAUUCCACAUGGACAACACCUAUAAAAUCCCUAAUAUCCGGGGCACUGGAUAUCUUUGCAAGACCAACCUGGCCUCCAACACAGCCUUCCGUGGUUUUGGGGGGCCCCAGGCGAUGCUCAUCGCCGAGUAUUGGAUGAGUGAAGUGGCCAUGACCUGCGGGCAGCCACCAGAGAAAGUGAGGAGGAUAAACAUGUACCAAGAAGGAGAUCUGACGCACUUCAAUCAGAAGCUUGAGGCGUUCACCUUGCCCAGGUGUUGGGACCAGUGCAUGACAAGCGCCCAGUAUUAUGCUCGGAGGGCUGAGGUUGACAAGUUCAACAAGGAGAAUUGUUGGAAAAAGAGAGGACUGUGUAUAAUCCCAACCAAGUUCGGUAUAAGCUUUUCUGUUCCUUUUCUGAAUCAGGCAGGGGCUCUGGUUCAUGUAUACACAGACGGCUCCGUGCUGCUGACCCAUGGAGGCACCGAGAUGGGCCAAGGCCUGCACACCAAGAUGGUCCAGGUGGCCAGCAGAGCGCUGAAAAUUCCCAUCUCCAAGAUUUACAUCAGUGAAACAAGCACUAACACUGUGCCCAACACCUCUCCCACUGCUGCUUCUGUCAGCGCUGACCUCAAUGGCCAGGCCAUUUAUGAAGCUUGUCAGACCAUUUUGAAGAGGCUGGAACCCUUCAAGAAAAAGAAUCCCAACGGUUCCUGGGAAGACUGGGUCUCAGCUGCCUACCUUGAUGCAGUGAGCUUGUCUGCUACAGGAUUUUAUAAGACGCCCAACCUUGGCUAUGACCCUAAAACCAACUCUGGGAAUCCCUUUCACUACUUCAGCUAUGGGGUGGCUUGCUCUGAGGUAGAAAUUGACUGCUUAACAGGAGAUCAUAAGAACCUCCGCACAGACAUCGUCAUGGAUGUUGGCACCAGUUUGAACCCUGCCAUUGAUAUUGGACAGGUGGAGGGGGCGUUUGUCCAGGGCCUUGGCCUCUUCACCAUGGAGGAGCUGCACUAUUCCCCUGAGGGGAGCCUGCACACCCGUGGCCCCAGCACCUACAAGAUCCCUGCAUUUGGCAGCAUUCCCACUGAGUUCAGAGUGUCCCUGCUCCGUGACUGCCCCAACAAGAGGGCCAUCUAUGCAUCCAAGGCUGUAGGGGAACCGCCCCUCUUCCUGGCCGCCUCCAUCUUCUUUGCCAUCAAGGACGCCAUUGGUGCUGCUAGAGCCCAGCGCUCAGAUUACAAUACCAAGCAGCUUUUCCGGCUGGACAGCCCUGCCACCCCGGAGAAGAUCCGCAAUGCCUGUGGGGACCAGUUCACCACCCUGUGUGUCACUGGUACACCAGAAAACUGUAAACCCUGGUCUCUGAGGGUCUGAAGAGAAAGUGCACAGUGGAGUGUUCAUGUGAUAUAGUGGGAUUUCACGGAGCAGGAAGCAUGUUCUGAAGACCCUGGAUUGAUAGGAGAUACAGCCAAGCUGUGACUCAAAAGAAAAGCAUUUGGAAAAAAGGAAUGGAUUGGAAGAUUUCGAUCAAAAAGGAUUUGCAAUCCCAAUGAUGAGCAAAUUCCUAACUGUUAAACCUAAGUGACCAAAAUGCAUUACAUAUUUAGCUGUUUCAAGUCUGUUUUAAUCAAGUAUUUGUUAUAGGUUAAAAUGUAUUUGUGCUAGGUUCACAUGUGCUGGCUAGCUUGCACAACCCCAGGUGCUGACGGUUGUCUGUCUGUGCUUCAAAGAGGUUCCUUACAAACCUCCAAAACCUUAAACCAAAGUUACUCUGAAUCUGGGUGCAUUUACCACUGAUGAAUGUUGUAGUAUAACCUCAGAUCUAUACUAACAGUUUUCAACGAGGCAGUGGGGUGAGAUUAAAAGUAGCCAUCUUUAAGUCACUGGAGAGAAUAAAAUAAUUCAAGGCUGAUUGGAUCCAGUUUUGUUAGACUGCAUAAACUAAGAUCACCGUAUAACACAAAAAUCCAUCCUCCUCUAUUAUUGACUACCUGCAAUGUGCUAAAAUCCUUCCCUUUGCGUAUUUCAAAGAUCCGAUUUAAGUCUUCUUCAUUUGAAGUGAGAGUAAUUUUCACGUAGAAAUAAUGCUAUUGAAAUCAAUAUCAGCCAGAGGAAAAGAAUUAAGAAGGCUGGGUUCUCACCCCAGCUCCGUCUCUGUCUCUGUGACCUUGGGCUGUCAUUUUUCCUUCCUGAAGAGUUUUAGUGAAGAAUGAAAGGGUUGGCAAUCUGUAAGAUCUUCUCCUGCAUAAAUGUAUGACCUGAAAACUCCAGUUACAUAAGGGAUCUGCAGCCAUCAAAGACUUGGCUCCCUAUUACGCAGUGCCUGAUCCUGAUGUAUGCUGUUUAGAAUGCCCAAGUUCCUGCUGUUGGUAGAGAGAACAGGAGACAGACAAGUAUCUCCUUCCAGGGCUCCAACAGGGGACUUCAACACAGCACAUCAGUGGAUGGUGUCAUGUUGUCACGAGCUUUCACUGGUUGCAACACCAAGCCUGCCAGAGAGUCUGUGGUUCUGGUCAUGCAAAGAGGGCAGUGGGAAGAUGUAAUUGAAGUGAUGUUCAGUGUCCUAAUAAAUGAAGCUGUCAGCUGGUUGGCAGCGAGAAUUGCUUAUUAA
Cavia porcellus (domestic guinea pig) is the source of this 5351-nucleotide messenger RNA. RefSeq names its product xanthine dehydrogenase (gene Xdh). The transcript has 36 exons. Gene Ontology annotation, biological process: xanthine catabolic process. Gene Ontology annotation, molecular function: molybdopterin cofactor binding; FAD binding; xanthine dehydrogenase activity. Lineage: Eukaryota; Metazoa; Chordata; Mammalia; Rodentia; Caviidae. The record is from RefSeq and is a predicted model, not a curated record. The coding region runs from base 113 to 4114 and encodes 1333 amino acids.